CGCACUGAUGCACUACGACUACACGUCACUACGUCAGACUACAGAGUACAAAUCAACUAUUAUAGUAUAAUAUUAAAUUCUUAUAAUAAUAUAAUCUUAUCUGAGUAUCUAACCUCGGUGAUUGUUACACUACUACACUACUAUAUAGUAUAGCGCAACAGCGGUUUACUACCACUUUAUAAUUUACUCUGUCCUACGGUCUACCUACUACCUACAAAUAUUUCGUUGUUGAUUCACUUUAUAAUUUUAUAAUAACUAAAAGUAAAUAAAUUUCAAAUACAAUGGCAUCAAAAAAUCAAUUCAUCACAUUUAAUAACGGUCAGAAGUAUCCAGUUGUAGGAUUUGGCACUUGGAAGUCAAAGCCUGGUGAAGUUGAAGAAGCAGUCAAAGUUGCCAUAGAUACAGGAUAUAGACAUAUUGAUUGUGCUAUGGUUUAUGAUAAUGAAAAUGAAAUAGGGAAAGCUAUAAAGCAAAAAAUUGAUGAAGGUGUUGUUAAACGUGAAGAUUUAUUCAUUACUAGCAAACUGUGGAAUACUUUUCAUCAACCCGAUUAUGUUGAAACAGUAUUAAAAAAAACAUUAUCUAAUUUGCAAAUUGAAUAUUUGGAUCUAUACUUAAUUCACUGGCCUAUGGCUUUUAAGGAAGGUAAAUUGGAAGAUGAAUGGUUCCCAAAGGAUGCUGAUGGAGUCACACUCGAAGGAAAUGGUUCUUAUAUAGAAACAUGGAAAGCAAUGGAAAACUUGGUUACAAAAGGUCUUGUCAAGUCAAUUGGUAUAUCAAACUUUAAUAAGAAACAAAUAGAAAACAUUCUAAGUAUAGCUACCAUAAAGCCAGUUGUUAAUCAAAUUGAAUGCCAUCCAUACUUGAAUCAAAAAAAAUUAAAAGAAUUUUGUGAACAAAAUAAUAUAUUUGUAACUGCAUACAGUCCUUUAGGAUCUCCAGACAGGCCUUGGGCUAAGCCAGAAGAUCCGUCACUCUUGGAAGACCCAAAAAUUGUAGCAAUUGCAAAAAAAUAUGGUAAAACUGCUGCUCAAGUUUUGAUUAAAUAUCAAGUACAAAGAGGCAUCAUUGUCAUUCCAAAAUCUGUGACCAAGAGUCGCAUUGAAUCCAAUUUUGAUAUAUGGGACUUUGUAUUAGAACAAGGUGAUAUUGAUGCGAUUGAUACUUUUGAUUGUAAUGGCAGAGUUCUUCAUCUUAACUGGUAUAGAACUACUAAAUUACAAAUCAUUAAAUACGUCUGGAGUAUUGAAUAUUGCCAGACGCCAGUCUUACAUAAAAUAACUCAAAAGUAUAAAACUGCAGUAACCAGUCUAGUGCCACUAACUACUACAUCAGCUAAAAUAUUAUUCUUUUUUGUUACAGUAACUAAUAGAUACUUAAAUAUGGCAUCAAAUUUGAUGAAAAUGGUAAAGUUCAAUAACGGUCAAUUAUAUCCCAUCUUAGGUUUGGGAACUUGGCAGGCAUCAGCAAUCAUUGAUGACUCUCAACAACUCAUCAAUUCUAUAAAAAAUGCAAUUGACAUAGGAUAUCGUCAUUUUGACUGUGCUGCCAUUUAUAACAAUGAAAAAUUGUUGGGAAAGGCUAUAAAUGAUAAAAUUUUAGAAGGUGUUAUUAAAAGAGAUGAACUAUUCAUCACUAGUAAGCUUUGGAAUGAUAAGCAUAGAUCUGAGCUGGUAGAAGAAGCAUUGAAGAAUACUUUGAAUGAUUUAUGUUUGAGUUAUGUAGAUUUAUAUCUUAUCCAUUGGCCUUUUGGAACUAGUGAAGAUUCUAAUGCUACUGAUAGCGAAGGCCGGUUAUUAAGUUCUGGUAUCUCUUAUUUAGAAACUUGGAAAGCUAUGGAAGCAUGUGUUCAAAAAGGUCUCACAAAAUCAAUUGGAGUGUCAAAUUUUAAUAUUAAACAGUUAAAAGAUAUUUUAGAAAUAGCUACUAUUAAACCAGUUGUUAAUCAGGUUGAGUGCCAUCCUUAUUUAACACAAAAUAAACUGAAGGAGUUUUGUGAAAGUAAUGGUAUACUACUAACUGGUUAUGCACCAUUAGGAUCAGCAAAAAGAUCAUGGGCAGGACCUGAAGAAGAUGCUAUUUUAGACGAACCUAUUGUAAAACAAUUAGCUGAUAAGUAUAAGAAAACCAAUGCACAAAUAUUAAUUAAGUUCCAAAUCCAAAGAGGUGUUAUAGUCAUUCCAAAGUCAUCCAAUUCAGAGAGGCAGAAAGAAAAUUUUGAUGUCUGGGAUUUUGAGUUAACUACACAAGAUAUAGAUCUACUCGAAUCCUUGAACAAAAAUGCUCGUUAUUUUGAAUUCAACACUGCAAAACAUUUGAAAGACCACCCAUUCCUUGAUGAAGCCUAAUUUGAACCUUUGGAGAUAAACAUUUAACAUUUUGGCUAAAAUUAAUACUAUACUGCUUAUAAAUAUAUUAAAAAUGUAAUAUUGUUUAUUAAUAAAUUUAAAAAUGUUCAAGUUUA
This is a messenger RNA of Metopolophium dirhodum (rose-grain aphid), 2464 nucleotides long. RefSeq lists its product as uncharacterized. The record is from RefSeq and is a predicted model, not a curated record. Bases 282 to 2348 code for a protein of 688 amino acids. Gene Ontology annotation, molecular function: aldose reductase (NADPH) activity. The transcript is spliced from 13 exons. Gene Ontology annotation, cellular component: cytosol. Lineage: Eukaryota; Metazoa; Arthropoda; Insecta; Hemiptera; Aphididae.